Messenger RNA from Photinus pyralis (common eastern firefly), 1704 nucleotides. RefSeq lists its product as uncharacterized. NCBI's taxonomy places the organism in Eukaryota, Metazoa, Arthropoda, Insecta, Coleoptera, Lampyridae. The transcript has 5 exons. The record is from RefSeq and is a predicted model, not a curated record. Gene Ontology annotation, molecular function: N-acetyltransferase activity. The coding region runs from base 903 to 1661 and encodes 252 amino acids.
GCAAUGCCAGCGCAAUUCUCUUACGCGAUUUACUUAAAGAGGCUGAGCGUUUUAUCUUUUUCUUAACGAAAUUAGUGAGUAAAUAGCAGUUCUAACAUUAAUGGGCAAAUAGAUAAAUAGAUCCGAUGUUUAUAAUAGUGGACCGAUGGAUAGAAAAAAUGUUUCUAUUUGAGAUUUGUGUUUAUAUCCAUUACAGACUUCCGUUAGAAAGACUGCAUAACACAUGAUUCUUCAUGGUGCGUAGAAUUAAAAAAGAUGGCGUGGCCACGGCACUAUUUUCCGCCAUUCCUCUGCUACAUCCCAUCAUCGCACCAUACGAGUUUACUCGUAGAUCGCACCGCUGGUGGAACAGAGAAGUGAGGUUUUCCGUUUAGGGGAUUUCUCUAAGCGGGCACCCCUGUAAACCCCUUUGAACGCGUGUUUCACUCCAGAAACUGAGGGUACAUUCAGACGAUGGUAUAGAUCAUGCUGAAACUCCAGUAGAACACCGAGUAUUGAUAAAAGUAUUGGCAGAAUUCGUGACGUUUUGGAAAAAUCUCUAGAAGGAGAGCAGAAGAGACUCCCUUGGGUUUUGGUGUUUUUGUUCUACUAUAAUCAGAACGAGUUAAAUUUGAAUUUAGAGAGAUCAAAAGUAACUAAAUAAAAAAUAUAUUUUUUUCGUUGUCUCACUUCCAGCACAGUACGUACUUAAACUUGACACUUUGCGUAUGAAACAAUUUAAAGUACAGUGAUUGUGCAAAAUUAUACUUCAUAAUUUAAAAUAGCCUUGCACAAAUAAUGUUUCAGAUUGCUGCCAACUGAACUCGACGGAAAAUUAAAUUAUAUAAAACGUUAGCCAAUCGCCGCGCGUAGUUACUUCUAUUUAUAAAUGAAGUGUGCUAAUCUAUGUUUAGUGGAGCAAAAUGCUUGACGAGACUGCAAAUUGGACAAGACCACAAUCAGUCGCAUUUCCCAAGGUAUGGCGGCGUUUUAAAGGUCUCAGAGAAAUUAAUGGUACGGUGCCCUCAUUUUGGAUACAGGAUAUACCGGAGAACGAACGUGAAAAUGUCGUUAAUUUUAUGACUGAUGGAUUUUGCAAAGAAGAAACGCUUUGCAAGAGUUUAGGACUGCUUAAUGAUCCCGAAUCUGUUGAAACUUUACGAAAAGCGUGGAGGUUGGUACUUCUCGAUAAUGUAGGGCUCGCUUGCUACAUGGAAAAUUUGGAUCCUAAUGGAAAACCGAUUCUUGCUGCAGCUAAUUGUACGCAUAUCAAAAAAUGCGAUGAAGAAGAAGUGAAUAUUACAAUUACAGGUAGUAAAGUACAACAAAUUUUUGCAACCUUGAAUGUGUUAAUGGACGAAAAAAAUGCUUUCGAAUUUUUGGAAACGGAUUUCUUACUGUCUGCAUUGGGAUUAUAUGUUUUACCACAAUUUAGGGGACAAGUUUCGGAUGGUGUUAGUGUAGUCGUAUUUGUCGGGGAGGAUAUUUGCAGAGCAUUAGCGAUUAAAGCAUCCAUAACUGUGUUUACGUCCAGUGUUUCUCAGUACCUGGCCGAAAAAGCAGGAUUUAAACUUCUGUCAGAAAUUUCAUUUGAGGAUCUACGAAAUAUCCACAAGUACGAGUAUCCGGGUAUAGAAGAAAAGCAAAAAGGUUUAAAAUACAUGUACAACAUCUAUUUGUAAUAGGUAAAUUAUAUGACCUAAUAAUAAACAGUUUGACUAUUUA